GUAUUUUUUCUAAAUACCAGUAUUACAAAAGUUAUUAAAGGUGGAUACUUUUAUCUGAAAAGCACUGUAUAUAUGAAUCAAAAACAUUUAAUUUCUAAUAAAGAAAUUUUAAAUCUAGCCACUUCUUUGUGGGCUAAGCCGGUUACGUACGUGUAUAGUAAAUAUGCACCUUUAAUUAAAUUUUAAUUUUAUUGCGUGGGUUCUGACCCAGAUGACCAAUCAGCAUCCGAUCUUAUAGGAAUCCUAAGAGGUACCUAUCGGCGGUAGGACGGUACCACGCACGUAUAGUACGCUAGAUGCAACAGUCAUGCCGCGACUCUUGUUACGGUCAAAACACUACUGACACAUAGUGCCACCACGUGGUCGCAAUCAUGAGAAAGAUUGUUUUUAUUAUUGCGGUUAUCACUUCUUUUUUCUUCACAGUUCACCCUCGAAACUCAAAAUCUCGCCGAUUUAUUUCGAAUCGAACCUAUCUACCCAGAUGUAAAUUUGAUGAAAAUAUUUUUAGAAGUAAUGAACUUUUUGCACAGAAAAUAAAAGAGGCGGAAGUAGUAUUCACAGGAAAAGUCACUAGUGAAGUUGUUAUUAUAAACAAUAGCACUGUUUUGUUUAGUGUUAUCGUGCGAAGAUAUUUUAAAAACAACGUUGGUUUGUCUAAGAACAAAGAAGUGCGUAUUGUGAAACCAUUGAAAGAAGGGGAAGGUGUGAAGUGUAGACAGCCACUAAGGGUUAAAUAUACGGCGAUAUUUGUUGGACGAAAAUAUCUCAGGGCGCAGGAUGUUGAUGUUAUUCUUGCUGUUCCUCCAAUUCCUGUUACUCUCAAUAAUUUGGACAGGGUGAGCGCCGCCACUAAAGGUAUGGAUCUUUAAGUAACAAAUAUUUGAAGAUCUACUAUAUAUACU
This is a messenger RNA of Diorhabda sublineata, 902 nucleotides long. RefSeq lists its product as uncharacterized. The record is from RefSeq and is a predicted model, not a curated record. Bases 372 to 869 code for a protein of 165 amino acids. The transcript is spliced from 2 exons. Lineage: Eukaryota; Metazoa; Arthropoda; Insecta; Coleoptera; Chrysomelidae.